Messenger RNA from Erigeron canadensis, 2429 nucleotides. RefSeq names its product ankyrin-3. The transcript is spliced from 4 exons. Lineage: Eukaryota; Viridiplantae; Streptophyta; Magnoliopsida; Asterales; Asteraceae. Gene Ontology annotation, molecular function: protein binding. The coding region runs from base 58 to 2331 and encodes 757 amino acids. The record is from RefSeq and is a predicted model, not a curated record.
CUCAUUUCGUGACAGUUUGAAAGUUUGUAAAAAAAAACACAAACCGGCCGGCCGGAAAUGAUGGUGUUUGGUCACUCAAAUCCAACAAAACAUCAUCAGCAGCAAGUGUUUCCGGUCGAUUACGAAGCUGAUGUUUCUCAACGUCUUCUAGAAGCUUCAUUCUCGAGUGACGAUCUUAAAACAGCGUUUGACUGCAUUGAUGAUCCUUACGUUGACAUUAACUUCAUAGGCGCUGUUACAUUAAAAGUUCGUGUCGCCGAAAUUGUUUGUAACGAUGAAGCGGAAAAUGUGGUGAGAUUUGAGUAUCAGGAAUUCAAAUCAGACGUUACGGCUCUGUUCGUUGCUGUUCACACUGGAAAUGUGACACUUGUUAAGAAGUUGCUGAGCCAUGGAGCCGAUGUGAAUCAGAAACUUUUUAGAGGCUUUUCAAUGACAGCGGCUGUAAGAGAGGGCCAGCUUGAGAUCUUUGAGAUCUUACUCAAAGCCGGUGCCUCUCAGCCUUCUUGUGAGGAAGCUCUACUAGAGGCCAGCUGUCAUGGACGCGGUGGUAAAUUUAUCGAGUUGCUAAUAGCUUCUGAUCUUAUCCGACCCCAUAUUGCUGUGCAUGCUCUUGUCACUGCAUGCUGCAGAGGAUUUAUUGAUGUGGUUGAUGUACUCUUGAAGUGUGGUGUGGAUGUAAAUGCCUCUUCUAGAGUGUUGCUCUGCUCAUCUAAGCCAUCCCUUCAUACCAAUAUCAAUUGCACACCUCUUGUUGCAGCCGUGGUUAGCCGACAAGUUUCUGUCGUUCGUCUGCUUUUGCAGGUGGGGGCCGAUCCCAACGCCAAGGUCCAGUUAGGAGCAUGGUCUUGGGACAUGGCUUCAGGUGAUGAGUUUCGGGUUGGUGCUGGACUUGCAGAGCCUUAUGCUAUUACUUGGUGUGCGGUGGAGUAUUUUGAAGCGAGUGGUGCCAUAUUGCAAAUGUUACUCCAGCACUAUUCCCUUGAACCAUAUCACAAUGGUAGAACGCUCUUACAUCAUGCUAUACUUUGUGGGAACAUAGGAGCCGUAAAAACACUUCUAAAAUGUGGGUCUGACGUGGAUUGCCCAGUCAGAACCACGCUAAAGAAUGAAAUACGGGCUAUACACAUGGCUGCACGCCUUGGAUUCCCAUUGAUUCUUCAGCAGUUGAUAGACUCUGGGUGUGAUAUUAAUUCAAGAGUUAAAAAUACUGGUGAUACCGCUCAAAUGAUAUGUGCUAAAUUUAAACAGGAAGAGUGUUUUCAAGUAUUGACCAAAGCUGGUGCUGAUAUUAGUUUGGUCAAUUUGUCAGGUCAAUCUGCCCAGUCUAUUUCUGACUCUAAUAGAUGGUCUCUUAGCUUUCAACAAGCAGUUUUGGACAUCAUUAGAGCUGGGAACAUACCGAUAUCUAGUAACAGUACUGUCUUUUCACCUCUAAUGUUUGUAGCCCAUUCAGGAGACGUACAAGCAUUAGAAGCUUUAAUCACUCGAGAUGAGAUCAAUCUUGAUGAUCAAGACGAAAAGGGCUUUUCAGCAGUGAUGGUGACUGCAAUGAAAGGUCAUAUUGAAGCCUAUAGGCUUCUUGUGUAUGCCGGAUGUGAUGUAAAGCUUACUAAUAAAGCUGGCGAGACUGCCAUUUCUCUAUCUAAAAUGAACGAGAAUUCUGAUAUGUUUGAGAAAGUAAUGAUUGAAUUCACCCUUGAAAAAGGUAACCAAAAUGCCAGAGGCUUUUAUCCCCUUCACUAUGCAGCUCGUCAUGGUGAUACACAUGCUGUUAAACUGUUGGUCAACAGAGGAUAUGAUGUAAACAUUCCUGACGGGGAUGGAUACACGCCCCUCAUGUUAGCAGCAAGAGAAGGAAAUGGAAAGAUGUGUGAACUAUUAAUCUCGUAUGGGUCUGUUUGCAGUUUCAAGAAUUCAAAAGGGGAAACCGCACUCUCACUUGCGAGAAAACACACUGAUAACAGUGCAGAGAGUGUGAUAUUAGACAAGCUUGCUAGAGUACUAGUUAUAAAUGGUGGCAACGUGUUAAAGCAUACAAAGGGAGGGAGAGGAGUUUCUCACAGGAAAGAGCUGAAAAUGAUAAUCACUGGAGGUGUUUUGAGCUGGGGAAACUCAAGUAGGAGAAAUGUGAUCUGCCGUGAAGCAUUAGUAGGACCAAGUGUUAGUUUUGAGAGGUGUAGGAGGAAGAAGGGUGAUGCUGACGUGCCAGGGGUUUUCCGGGUGGUGACCAUGAAGAACAAAGAGGUGCAUUUUGUAUGUGAGGGUGGGUUUGAAAUGGCAGAGUUGUGGGUAAGGGGCAUAAAGCUUGUGACUAGUGAAGCGAGGUCUUAAAGUUUAGACGGAAAUUUGAUUAGAGGUAUGGCCCUGAAUCUUUUUGUAUGUGUAGAUAUGGUACGAUGAAAGCAUGAAAUACUUCGUCUUGAAGUAUU